CGGGGGCAUCCCAGGUGAAGUGGAACAAGCGUAAUCAGUACCUUCUAGCCUCCAGUCAUGAUGGAGACGUUCGCAUUUGGGACAAGAGGAAACCCAACACAGCUGUGGAGUAUGUUGCAGCUCACCUGUCAAAGAUCCAUGGUCUGGACUGGCACCCUGACAACGAAUACAUCCUGGCAACGUCCAGUCAGGACAACUCAGUCAGGUUCUGGGACUACAGACAGCCAAGGAAGUAUCUGAACAUCCUGUCCUGUCAGGUUCCAGUGUGGAAGGCCAGAUAUACACCCUUCUCCAAUGGCCUGGUUACGGUGAUGGUUCCCCAGCUGAGACGGGAGAACAGCUUGUUGCUAUGGAGCACUCUGGACCUCAACAGCCCCGUUCACGCCUUCGUGGGACACGACGAUGUGGUGCUGGAGUUCCAGUGGCGUCCUGCAGACAGAGGUUCUAAGGACUACCAGCUGGUGACCUUGUCCAGAGACCAGACUCUGAGGAUAUGGAGGCUGGAUCCACAGCUACAGAAGCUGUGUGCCAAUGACUUGGUCGAGGAUCUGAUGGAGGGGAUGAGCCUAACUGCAGAGUCAGAGAAGAGCCUUCCCUCUCAGGACCCUGAACCCACCAUACACAGCUCUGGCCUGCCAGCUGAAGACCUGCAGGACCAGGAUGGUGCUCUGACCUCCAGUGGUAGAGAUGACCCGUCUGCUCUGCCCCAGACCCUGCAACAGGAGUUCUCUCUGGUCAACCUGCAGAUCAGGAACGUCAACGUGGAGAUGGAUGCGGUGAACCGUAGCUGUGUGGUGUCGGCCCUGUUCGGGACCAACCAGGUCCACCUGGUGGUGAAGUUCCCUUCUCACUACCCCAACAACGCUGCUCCGUCCUUCCAGUUCAUCUCCCCUACCACCAUCCCCAUCGCCAUGAGGACCAAGAUACAGAAGAUCCUGACCGACACGUCACUGCAGAAGGUCAAGAGGAAUCAGAAACUGCCUGGAACC
This is a messenger RNA of Coregonus clupeaformis (lake whitefish), 989 nucleotides long. RefSeq names its product GATOR complex protein WDR59-like. The record is from RefSeq and is a predicted model, not a curated record. Gene Ontology annotation, molecular function: protein binding. NCBI's taxonomy places the organism in Eukaryota, Metazoa, Chordata, Actinopteri, Salmoniformes, Salmonidae. The transcript is spliced from 9 exons. The annotation marks the transcript as partial.